This is a messenger RNA of Ricinus communis (castor bean), 1497 nucleotides long. Its product is annotated as cytoplasmic 60S subunit biogenesis factor REI1 homolog 1. The transcript is spliced from 5 exons. NCBI's taxonomy places the organism in Eukaryota, Viridiplantae, Streptophyta, Magnoliopsida, Malpighiales, Euphorbiaceae. The coding region runs from base 158 to 1381 and encodes 407 amino acids. Gene Ontology annotation, molecular function: zinc ion binding; nucleic acid binding. The record is from RefSeq and is a predicted model, not a curated record. Gene Ontology annotation, cellular component: preribosome, large subunit precursor. Gene Ontology annotation, biological process: ribosomal large subunit biogenesis.
GUAAGAAAUGAGUCGGGUAAAAAUCAGCGAUCAGGGAUUACGUUGCGUGUCCGUAGGCGCUUGCGCAAGUACUUUCUUUAUCACCGUUUCACCGACAACGAGCCGUCGUAUAUUUACCGUUUUAUAAGCAAAAUCAAAUCAGACGAAGAAGAAAGAAAUGGGAGGGCUAACGUGCAACGCUUGUAAUAAAGAAUUCAACGACGAUGCAGACCAAAAGCUCCAUUACAAAUCCGAUUGGCAUCGCUACAAUCUUAAACGCAAGGUAGCUGGUGUUCCAGGAGUGACUGAAGCAUUAUUUCUGGCCAGACAGUCUGUACUAGUUCAAGAGAAGGAUAAGUCAAGUGAGACCCCUAUGCUAUAUAGUUGCGUUCUCUGUGGUAAGGGAUAUCGAAGUUCUAAAGCUCAUGCCCAGCAUUUAAAAUCACGGAGCCACAUUUUGCGAGCUUCUCAAGGGGCAAAUGAAAAUGAGGAUACAGCAGUGAUUAAACCACUUCCUCGCCUCAUCAUGAAUAAGCGUCCUCCACAAAGGGCAGUGGAAGAUGAAGAAAGUGAAGAUAGCGGUGAUGAAUGGGAAGAGGUUGAUCCAGAGGAAGAGUUAGUUGGUGAUGCCUCAAAAUCAUUGACUGGUUUGACUGUAAAUGAGACCUCUGAUGAAGAUAUGGAUGAGGGUGAAGAUGAUGAGUUGUUGGAUCCAUCUUGUUGCUUUAUGUGUGAUCAACAGCAUGGGAACGUAGAAAGUUGCAUGGUCCACAUGCACAAGCAGCAUGGGUUCUUUAUUCCUGAUGUUGAGUAUUUGAAGGAUCCAAAGAGCCUUCUUACUUAUCUUGGGCUUAAGGUGAAGAGAGAUUUCAUGUGUUUGUACUGCAAUGAUAGGUGUCAUCCUUUUAACAGUUUAGAAGCAGUUAGGAAGCACAUGGCAGCAAAAGGGCAUUGUAAAGUACAUUAUGGUGAUGGUGAUGAUGAAGAAGAAGCUGAGUUAGAAGAAUUCUAUGAUUAUAGUAGCAGUUAUGUGGAUGAGAAUGGGAAACAGCUGAUUGUCUCAGGUGAUAUGGCCAACACUGUAGAACUUGGUGGUGGUGGUUCAGAGCUCAUUAUAACCACAAGAUCUGAUAGUAAAAUAUCUUCCAAAACCCUUGGUUCCCGGGAAUUUUUGCGCUAUUACCGUCAGAAACCACGACCAUCGCCUGCAAAUGGUGUGGCUAUUACUGCUGCACUAGCCUCAAGGUAUAGGAGCAUGGGGUUGGCAACUGUGCAGUCAAGAGAGCAGAUGGUGAGAAUGAAAGUCAUGAAGGAAAUGAAUCGAUCAUCUGAGGCCAUGCGCACCAAAAUUGGCAUGAAAAGUAAUAUCAUUAGGAACUUACCGAAGAAUGUUCCAUAUUAGUUUGGAACUGGACUUUUUGUUAUUUGGCGUUUUUCUUUUAAAAUAAAUUGAAUGGCUUUAUGCAUUGUUAUUACAAUUGAUUAAUUAUACAGAAUUUCAGGGAUUCUUUGCUUGCU